AUGUGGCAGGUCUAUCAGAUGCGGAGGCACAGUUUUUGGAAGCAGGAAGCAGAGACCAGGAUUGCAAAGCAGCUUGACUACCUUCACACCAAAGGCCUUUGGGCAGGGGAGACGGUGAUAGUUUCGUCAAAGGAUGAGGAGCAGGAGCGCGAACGUGAGAAGGAGAAACAGCGCGACAUCAGGGGCACUUCUCAAGUUGCCGAACGGGGAUUGUGGCUAUUGGCCAGAAGAGCGUGCAAAGUGCUGGCCAAGUUCUUGGGAAUUCUGGAGCCACGGGCUUUGGAAGGUGAAGUUGACUCAUGCAUUUCGGAGUGA
This is a messenger RNA of Symbiodinium necroappetens, 315 nucleotides long. The record is from the annotation of a GenBank genome assembly. NCBI's taxonomy places the organism in Eukaryota, Dinophyceae, Suessiales, Symbiodiniaceae.